UAGGUCUACUCUGUCUCUCUCACUCUGCAUUUUAUUGGCUGAUUCCCUUUCCUACCGAAUCAGCUGUUGAUACGUUGAGUAGCAGAUUGUUUUCAGACAUAAAUUGCCCGUCCGGUUUGAAUCUUUGGCACUCGUGAGAAUAGAAAUUUAUUAACAAUGCCACAUAAAUGUUGUGUUCCUAGUUGUAAAUUGCAGAGUGAUGACCCAGAAGGAUUCCAAGCUAGUUUUCAUAAAUUGCCUAAGGAUCAGGAUAUUCAAAGAAAAUGGUUAGAAAGUAUAAAUAAUGCUGAGAAUGUAAAAUUAGAUCCAAAGAAAUUUAUGUAUGUUUGUAGUUUGCACUUCAAACUAGAAGCUUUCUAUUACAGUGGUUUAUGCAAACUGAAGAGAAUUAAAAAAGAUCAUUAUCCAAGUAUAUUUGACACAGUGAAGAAGCAUGCAAGGAAUUUUUCUAGAAAUCUACCAAACCAUCAAGACUGUCAAACGGAACAGCAAAAUGAUGUACCUGGCAACUCAAUCGAUUGGAGUGCUAACUUGCAAAUCUCACAUAAUUCAUCACAUCGUUUAACCACAUCUCGACCCAAUCCAGUCAGUUCAAUUAAUGACGAAGAACAACAAGAACCAAUAAAUGCAGGAGAUUCUGAAAGUGGCAAUGAAUGUCCACAAGCUAUGAAUUGUAUGAAUACCAGUUCCAAUGAAAAUGUGAAUAAACAAACUGAGCCUCUACCAAAAUGUUCGAAAUGCACACAAUAUGAAUGUGACUCAUUCAUUAUUGGAAAAAAUGAUGCGACUCUCAUCGCAAACACUGUACUAAAGAGGUCAGUAGCUAACAUUGACCUUGGUGCAAUAAAUACUUCGAAUAAUUUUCUUCUACAACAACUGGUGUUGAAAGCUCAAUUAGAGAUAAGACAAUUACACAAGAAGAAUAGGAAUCUGAGAUUGAAAAAUGCUCGUUAUUGUAGGAGUAAAAAAAAAUUUAAAGACUUUGCUCAUAAGUAUGACUAACAAGAAGUAUAUCACACAAAAAGUGUCAAAUAUUUUGGAAGUAAGUGAUUGUAUCUUUGUAUGUGAAAAGUGAUGAAACUUGAAAAAUGUCUGUCAAAUAUGUGGAUUUUACUCUGUAUACCUACUUUGAAACUGUACAUUAUUCUAUAUAUUUUUCUUAAUAUAAACUCUGUAAGUCAACAGAAGUUAAAAUCAUGUAAUUAUUCUUAAUUUAAUUUUCAGUCAUACCAAAUGAAUGAAAACAUUUGAAUGUUUAUUUUCUAUUUCAACGAAUACUCAAAUAGAGUAGGUUUUGGGAAAUCUUGCAAUAAAAGUCACAAAAGGCAUUAUUGUACUUGUUUCCGUAAAACUGAACUUGUUCAUAUACCUCCUGAGAACUUAUCUAGUCAAUCAAACGAUGAAACUAAUUUACAAUGGAAUGCUGAAGGUAUUAUUAGAAAUACGGAUUACAAUUUGUCAAUAAAUGAAUUUUUAUGGUACAGGAACUAAUAAGAAAUAUAUUGAAGAGAUUGAUGAAUAUUUGACUGGUUUCUUAACCAGAUUAUUGCUAAAAAGGUACAAAUAUUACAAUUGCCUUGUACUGUUGACACACACAGUUAAUAAAUCUACUUUACUACUGAAAAAAGACAGAGAUAGUCUAUCUCUAGUCAAAGCUUGCGAAGAUGUCGUUGAGAUUUGUAAAACUGUUAAAAGAAACUUCAGAAGUUUGUACACUUCGACUAGAGGUACUAUUAUUAAAAUAUACAUGAAUAGUUUAUUACAAAUACCAGAUAAUCUGCUGCCUUUCAAUCAUACUUCAAACUCUAAGAAACAUAGAGCAGAGUUACUACAGAUGAUUGUUAAGAUUUAUUUACGUAUAAGAGCUAAGCACCAAAAGAAUGAGAAGAGACAAUCUAGAAAAAGUAUGAGAAGGAUCUUAACAAUGCCGAUUCUGAAUAGGAAUGAGUGGAAUAUGAUUUAUUUAAUAUUUUAUUUACUAAUAUCCGUUGACUCUAAUAUGCAGCACGUUUUUAACGAAGCAGAGCUUAUAACUAAAGCUUCCCAAUUUUCUUAUUCUCCUAGUCAUAAUAAUUAUAUCCCAUAUUGAUAUUUAAUAGCGUUUCGUAAUACUUCAAAUAAACGUGAAUAAACUAUUUUCACUUCAC
Messenger RNA from Neodiprion virginianus, 2147 nucleotides. RefSeq lists its product as uncharacterized. NCBI's taxonomy places the organism in Eukaryota, Metazoa, Arthropoda, Insecta, Hymenoptera, Diprionidae. The transcript is spliced from 5 exons. The coding region runs from base 157 to 1002 and encodes 281 amino acids. The record is from RefSeq and is a predicted model, not a curated record.